Verticillium dahliae VdLs.17 is the source of this 1680-nucleotide messenger RNA. Its product is annotated as MYB DNA-binding domain-containing protein. NCBI's taxonomy places the organism in Eukaryota, Fungi, Ascomycota, Sordariomycetes, Glomerellales, Plectosphaerellaceae. The transcript has a single exon. The record is from RefSeq and is a predicted model, not a curated record. Bases 1 to 1680 code for a protein of 559 amino acids.
AUGGCAUUCAUCGAACCACGCCUUAUCCACCUGCUCAACGAUGCGACAACCCCUCAGCUCGGACACAUCGACCUUCCUCCCUUCACCGAAGCUUUCCCCGAAGCCUCUAAUCGGCUGACACCCCUCGGACCAACGGCUGGUCGAAGAGACGAGCUUCUUGGUGCCGCACCGCCGACUGGCAACCAUGGCUCCCUAUCACAGACGGCGGGGGCAUAUGACGAUGUAGGAGCGACGCUGCGCGACCCCAGGAGGGAUGGGGACGCCACUACAGAUAGGGGUGCCAUCGCCAAUGUUCCUCGCAUCCCGCUGAGGUUGCUCCUCGGCGAAACGGAUGAGGCCAGCCACAUGUAUGCUCCAGGCCAGGAAGCCGACGACGGGCCUGAGGGAAAAGACGACCCCGCAUCGAAAAAGAGACACCGAGCCAUGACGAACAAGGACGACCUCAUGCAUCUGCCACAGCCAGUGAAAAAACAAAAGGCAGCGUCGCAGACCCGACUGCCACCCAUGCCGCCCAUCAUCAACGGACUACACGAACCUCCGCCCAACGCCGCCCUGUUUCCUCCCAUCUCUUCCACCGAAUUCGAUACACCUGACCCCGAUGCGGCGCAGCGCCAACCAGCGGCGAGGGAACUGCCACAGGUACACGAAGACAAGCCGAUGGAGGUGGAGCCCUCGAAGUCACAAAAGCCGGGGAACGUAAAGACGAGAAAAAAAGCCAUGAAGCCCCGAAGGAAGUGGUCAGAAUCAGAGACCACACACCUGCUGCUCGGCGUAAAUCGACACGGUGUGGGCAAGUGGACAGAUAUUCUCGCCGAUCCCGAGUUUAACUUUAACAGCCGCACAGCGGGGGAUCUCAAGGAUCGCUUCAGGACGUGCUGUCCGACAGAGCUUCGGAAGAACGGCAAGGAAAAGUCAGCGGCGUCGGUCGAUCCUCUUCCCACGCCGCCUGCGGAGGCCAAGGGAAAGGCGAAGACGGGCCUUCUUUCGGAGAACAUCCUCAUUGACCCUGACGAAGCAUUCGACCCAGAUCAGUGUCAGCAGAAUACCAAUGAUGCCGAGACAGUGGUGAAGCACAAGAAGAGCCGCGCGCAUCGGAAAAAGAUUGAAGAUUUGGCAGAACUCGGGAUCCACGGGCCUUUCAAAAAGUCGCAUCGGCGGGAGCGACGUCCUUUCUCGGAACAAGAUGACCUGCAGAUCCUGGAAGGGCUCGACAAGUACGGACCGUCAUGGACCAAAAUUCAGCGCGACCCGCGCUUCAGCCUGUCAGGCCGCCAGCCCACCGACCUGAGAGACAGAGUGCGAAACAAGUACCCAGAUGUAUACCAAAGGAUCGAAAGGGGUCUUUUGCAUCUCAAGGAGCUCAAGGAGCGAAACGACAGUGUCGACACAUCGACCAACACAGCAAAGGAGAGCAGCAGUUCCCAGCCACGCCAGGCGCACCAGGGAUCCAUUGCCCAACUAGCAUGGAAGGAAGACCUCACUCGCUGGACCGUGUCGCCAAUGGAAAGCGAGGAACUGCCCGUUGUGCCGCAACCAUUCGAGCUGACCGAGGCCUCGACGACAGCAUUUAUGGGAAGUGUUGGCGAAAUGGACAUUUCUCGCCUUCUGCUUGAUGAUUCAGAGAUAUCUGACCUUCCUGGCCGACACAUGGCAUCCGACUCUGAUCUGGUGUCUCUAUGA